Molecule: messenger RNA, 1893 nt
Organism: Labrus mixtus (cuckoo wrasse)
Lineage: Eukaryota; Metazoa; Chordata; Actinopteri; Labriformes; Labridae
Gene: dusp23b
Product: dual specificity phosphatase 23b
Exons: 3
Coding region: 422-877 (151 amino acids)
Biological process (GO): cilium assembly; protein dephosphorylation
Molecular function (GO): protein tyrosine/serine/threonine phosphatase activity
Source: RefSeq, a predicted model, not a curated record
UAAAGUAAAGUUAGGGUUUUCUCACUAAUCUCUGCUCGCACUAAGUUUAGAAAUUAUCUUUAGGUAGUUUAGGGAGACGGUAAGUAAAGCAUGCAGUUCAUGAGAGUGAGCUUUUACAUGUCUGUGUAAACUUCAUGUAAAAAUAGGUUGAGGCUUGUGGGGCCUUCACGGUGCAUUUUUACAGACGGCUUUUAUUAUGUCAAAUGUGUACUGCUAUGAAACUAAUCCUCCUUUUCAUGCUCUGAACUAUGAACUAUGUAGCUCCACCUGUUUGCUGAGGGCUGGUUAGACAAGUAGCCUGACACUGACAAAAACUGUCUGCAUCUCACUCCUACACUGAGUGUUUGCUUUAAUCGCAAUUUCUCACGGUCUCUAAAGCCAAUUUACCUGCAUAUUCAUUCUUUCUUUUCUCCUUUUAGUCAUGGCCUCCAUGUCUCCAAACAAUUUCUCCUGGGUUGAACCGGGCAAGUUGGCUGGAUUGGCACUACCCAGAAUGACUUCUGAUUACCAGUACCUGCUGGACAACGGUGUAAAACACCUGGUUUGCCUGUGUGAGAGAAAACCACCCUACCAUGACACGUGUCCAGAUUUACAGCUGCACCAUAUCAAGAUCGUAGACUUCACCCCACCGUCACCGAGUCAGAUUGACAGAUUUCUCUCCAUCGUUGAGGAGGCCAACACCAAGGGGGAGGGUGUGGGAGUUCACUGCAUGCACGGCCACGGCAGAACAGGGACCAUGCUGGCCUGCUACCUGGUGAAGACGAGGAAGAUAUCGGGGAUCGACGCCAUCAACGAGAUCCGCAGGAUGCGCAAAGGCUCGAUCGAAACUCACGAUCAGGAGAAAGCUGUGGUUCAGUUUUAUCAGCGCACUAAGUAGCUUUUUCAGUUAAGAAGCACACAGUCAUCUGAUUUGACAUAUAAGCUUAAAAUGAGAAGAAAAUGCGUCCUGACUACUUUGCUAAUGUCAAACUUUAUUAACUAAUAUAAGAGUAAAUUACAAAGAGCUGAUAAAUGGAAAAAGCUGAAUGUUCUGGAGAGCAAUGCACACACAGAAACCACAGAUUGUUGCUGUGACAUUUCAGUAUGACAAAAGUUAGAAAUACAUCUACAUGUCCAAGCUGCCUUUUUUUACACGCUACUAUAUAUUUUAUACUUUCACUAGCAUAUCAUUUCAAGGCUUUGAAAGGGCCGAUCCAACAAGAACAAAAAGUACAACAAUAACUAUACAAGCACCACUUAAAAAUAGUUCUGACUCAAGUCACCUGUAGGUGGCAAAAAUGUAAUUUUGAUCAAUUUAAGAGCAACAGAUUGAACAACAGAAAUACUGACAGCCAACCAAUAAUCUACCAGAAGUUAGUGGGCAGUGGGCAUCACAUUUCAAAUCAUAAUUUUACUUGAGACGUGCUGCCAAACAGUUUUUAGUGCUGACAGGUUUCUGGAAUUCGUUGUGUCCAUACUUACCUUUUUUAACAGUCACCAGGAUGCCAUCAACAAAAGAAUGAGCGCCGCCUGUGUUCAAGUGAUGACAACUAUUGCCACACAGUGUUGGAUUCUCUUAACCGUUAACAGAAUUGAUUGUCCAUCAGUGUGGAUCUCAUAGUGUCAUAUCUAUCAUUCUAGUUAUUAUUCUUGUGUGUUGGUGUGGGCGGCGCUUGAACCUUCCUUUUUAUACACUGGGCACGAGGGAAAACAGGCGCUGACGCUCCUUGAACGUGAGCUUUUCUGGAGCUGAUGCCCUCCUGGUUUUCUCCUCCUGGUUCCUGUGAACAAACGAGUACUUGAAUUGUGAAUACUUCAAAACCUUUUGGGGACACAAAACCGUAGGCUGUUCUGUUGUAAAAUGUAUUUACGGAGAACAGAUUUAUUUAACUCAGGGAUCUUACAAACUCUUUU